AUGGCCUCGCAUGGAAAGAUCACGUACACCUACACGGAUGAAGCCCCUAUGUUGGCGACGCAUGCUCUUUAUCCCAUCAUCCAGGCGUUCUGCUCGCAAGCGGGCGUUGAGAUGGAGCUGAAGGACAUCUCCGUUGCUGGACGUGUGCUGGCGCUCUUCCCUGACAUGCUCAAGGAGGACCAGCGUGCUGGGGACUUCUUAGCAGAGCUGGGGCGCUUGGCGCAGAGUGGCCAGGCCAACAUCAUCAAGCUGCCCAACGUCAGUGCAUCCGUGCCGCAACUCAAGGAGUGCAUCACUGAGCUGCAGAGCCAGGGCUACAACAUUCCGAAUUACCCGGAAGACCCCAAGGAUGACAAGGACAAGGAGAUCAAAUCCCGCUAUGCCAAGGUGCUUGGCAGCGCCGUGAAUCCCGUGCUGCGAGAGGGCAAUUCGGACCGACGAGCUGCCGUGCCUGUCAAGGAGUAUGCUUUCAAGUACCCGCACUCGAUGGGUGCAUGGUCGAGUGAGUCCAAGACGCAUGUGACGUCGAUGUCCGACGGUGAUUUCUACGCUCACGAAAAGUCUGUGACGAUUCCUGAGGCCUGCGAAGCUCGCAUUGAGAUGGUCUCUGAGAUCGGCGAGGUCAAUGUGCUGAAGGAGAAGAUUUCCUUGCAGAAAGGUGAAAUUCUGGAUGCGAGCUACAUGAAUUGCACCAUGCUCCGGGAGUUCUUCGAGCGUGAGAUUGCUGAUGCGCGCGAGAAGGAUGUGCUGUUCUCACUGCACCUGAAAGCGACCAUGAUGAAGAUCUCUGACCCGAUCAUGUUUGGGCACUGUGUCAAGGCUUACUUCAAGGAUGUCUUCAGCAAGUAUGCUGAGACUUUCGAGAAGCUGGGUGUUAACGCAAACAAUGGCCUUGGCGACGUCUAUAAGAAGAUCGCAGCCCUCCCAGAGGCAGAGAAGGCAGCCAUUGAAGCUGACCUCAUGGCCACCUAUGCCAAGCAGGGAAAAAUGGCGAUGGUGGAUUCACACCGAGGCAUCACGAAUCUCCAUGUUCCUAGUGACAUUAUCAUCGACAACUCCAUGCCGACAGCGAUCCGGGCCGGGGGGAAGAUGUGGAACAAGGAUGACAAGGAGGAGGACUUCAAGGCGUGCAUCCCAGACCGCAGCUAUGCCGGCGCCUUCGCAGAGUGCGUCGAGUUCUGCAAGAAGAAUGGUGCUUUUGACCCUAGGACUAUGGGUGCUUGCCCCAACGUCGGCUUGAUGGCACAGAAGGCAGAGGAGUACGGCUCGCAUCCGACGACCUUUGAAGCGGCAUGCGCCGGGACCAUCCGCAUCGUUGUGAACGGCAGCGACAGGGUGCUCCUGGGCCAUCGGCUGCAAAAAGGAGACAUAUGGCGUUCUUGCCAGACCAAGGAUGCUCCCAUCAAGGACUGGGUGAAGCUUGCAGUGCGUCGGUGCCAAGCCAAUGAUUUCCCCAGGAACGACAAGCCCUGCAAGGCAAUCUUCUGGUUGGAUCCUGCGCGUGCUCACGACUGCCAGAUCAUGGAGAAGGUCUACCAGUACCUUCCAGAAGUUCGCACAGAUGGCCUGGACAUUGAGAUUAUGUCGCCGCAGCAGGCUAUGCGCGUGACCUGUGAGAGGGCUAAGCAGGGCCUGAACACGAUCACAGUGACUGGCAACGUUCUUCGGGACUAUCUGACUGACCUUUUCCCCAUCCUUGAGCUUUGCACGAGCGCAAAGAUGCUCUCAGUGGUUCCAAUGUUGGCGGGCGGUGGUAUGUACGAGACAGGGGCAGGAGGCUCCGCUCCCAAGCAUGUCCAGCAGUUCACAAAGGAGAAUCACCUUCGUUGGGACUCCUUGGGAGAGUACUUGGCCCUCACCUGCUCCAUUGAGGAUCUUGCCAAGGACACCCGCAACAAGGCAGCGGCGGCCUUGGCGGCGGCGCUCAGCCGUGCCGUUGGCCGUUUCCUCGAUGCGAACAAGAACCCCUCACGCAAGGUCAGGGAGAUCGAUAACCGCGGAAGCCACUACUGGGUGGCCCGUUACUGGGCUGAGGAGUUGGCCUCCCAGGAUGAAGAGAAGGGUCUCAAGGCAACCUUCUCCAACGUGGCCGAGCAGCUGAAGGAGAAGGAAGCCGCCAUCCUCGCAGACAUGCUCGACUGCCAGGGAAAGGCCGUUGACAUUGGAGGCUACUACCAUGUUGACAAGGCCAAGGCCGACGUGGCUAUGAAUCCCAGCGCUACGUUCAACGGCAUCAUCACUCGUUUGGCUCAGGGCCCUGACGCCAAGAUCUAA
This is a messenger RNA of Symbiodinium pilosum, 2274 nucleotides long. The record is from the annotation of a GenBank genome assembly. Lineage: Eukaryota; Dinophyceae; Suessiales; Symbiodiniaceae.